Ceraceosorus guamensis is the source of this 2112-nucleotide messenger RNA. Its product is annotated as Nramp-domain-containing protein. Gene Ontology annotation, cellular component: membrane. Bases 1 to 2112 code for a protein of 703 amino acids. The record is from RefSeq and is a predicted model, not a curated record. Gene Ontology annotation, molecular function: cadmium ion transmembrane transporter activity; manganese ion transmembrane transporter activity. Gene Ontology annotation, biological process: intracellular manganese ion homeostasis; iron ion transport. Lineage: Eukaryota; Fungi; Basidiomycota; Exobasidiomycetes; Ceraceosorales; Ceraceosoraceae. The transcript is spliced from 3 exons.
AUGGGACCUCUUCCGGACUGGGACGUGGCUGAUGCAGGCGAGCACGCCCGACAGUCUCGAGCUUCUGCCUCAGUCAGGCCUGUCCCUACCUCUUCACCACGGACAAAGGCCCGCUGGCACGGCAAGCAGCGUUUGAGUGACAGAGACGCCGCUGCGAAUGAUGUGGAUUUGGUCGGGAGCGAUGAGGUCGGCAGGAUGAAAAGAGUGGGUAGAAGUAUGGGCGUGAUCUUGAGGAGACACAUGUACUUUGUCGGGCCUGGAAUCAUGAGCUCGGUAGCCUUCAUGGAUUUGUCGGCAGGUGCUCAGUACGGCUACAAGUUGCUCUUCGUCAUCCUUCUCUCUUCCGUCAUGGGCAUUUUGCUGCAAGUGCUGGCAGUGCGCAUGGGCGCAGUCGUUGGUGUCGAUCUCGCCAGAGCCACUAGGCUGUGGCUUCUGCCAGAGGAAAGAGACAAGGAAUUGAGCUUAUACAGGGACGGGCUGGACGACACGGCCGCGGCGGAGCGGGCUGCUCUAAGCAUUGAUCAGAGAAAGCCUUGGCGAAAAUGCAGAUUGGGACUCCUCUGGUUGCUUUACAUUGUUGCGGAGGGUGCCAUCAUCGCUACCGAGCUUGCCGAACUCGUAGGAAGCGCCAUCGCACUGAACUUGCUGUUUCCUGCCCUGCCAAUCUGGGCGGGCACGCUCAUCACCAGCGUCGACGUCUUUCUGAUUCUCCUCAUCUACCGAGAAGGCGCAUCUAUGCGCGCAUUCGAGCUGCUCAUUGCUAUCCUCGUCUUCAUCGUCAUGGGCUGCUUCAUCGUUCUGCUCGUUCGUGUAAAUGCCGACUGGGGAGAUGUCUUCUACGGGUUCGUGCCGUCCAGCACCUUGGUGGAGAAGGAUGCUCUUUAUAUUGGCGUUGGUAUCGUCGGUGCUACCGUCAUGCCGCACGCGCUCUUCAAUGCAAGCCAAUGGGCCACCGUAGACCGUCUGUUGACGCGCAAGGUCAACGCUGAGGCUGAAGGUCUGCCCGCUCCACGAGACAGUACAAACGAGCCCCGAGACAGCGCAGACGGCCAAUCUGUCCAGGAACGCAUGGGCGACCAUGACAGCAGGGGUACGGCUACUCAGGAUCCGAAAGAUGUGUCCAAGUACUUGCCAAAGUCCUUGGUUCGCUUAAGAUCUCGAGCUCAUGCCAUGGCGGAGCGCUUUCCCACCUUCAGCUUGGGCGGACCAGCCAUCCCUUCGCCCGAGAGCCACUCGCAUCGAGCUCCUCCUUCGGUCGCGAAUAUCAAGAUACACCUGGCACAUGCGACUGUCGACAUUGUCUUGUCCUUGCUCAUCUUCGCUCUAGUCGUCAACGCUGCCAUUCUGAUCGUCGCCGCCGCCGCUUUCUACUAUGGCGGCAAUCGCGAGGAAGUCGGCGAUUUGUUUCAGGCGUUUGCGCUGAUCAAAUCGACAGUCGGUCACACAUCUGCCAUCCUAUUCGCUGUCGCCUUGCUGGCAGCUGGACAAUCUGCAAGUCUGACGGUGACACUGGCAGGCCAACUCAUCUCCGAGGGUUUCAUCCGGUGGACCACCAAUCCUUUCGUCAGGAGAGCAUUGACGAGAGGCAUUGCUCUCAUCCCUUCUUUCACAGUCGCUGCAGCUGUCGGCCGAAGCGGACUGGAUCGGAUGCUCGUGGCGAGUCAAGUAGCCUUGUCCAUGGCGCUCCCUUUCGUCCUCGUGCCCCUCCUUGUCGUCACUGGCAGUCGCUCUUGGAUGACGGUGCAGGAGUUGCCGCUUUCGGAGCACGAAGCGAAUGUGCAACAGGACACCGUUCAUGAUGUUUCAGCACACGCCAAGAAGCCAGACGACGCAAAGGUCGCGGAUGACUCGCACGCCGCCAAUGAUUCGCGCAUCGCGGGAGGACCUGCAUCCGCGCCUGAAGCUGUGAUGCCUUCAUCGUCGACUGAGCCGCCAGUGAACGCCGCUGCUGAAGCGUUGGCUGCAACCGGAUCUGCGGUUGCAGACGAAGGACCACGCAUCGGUCGAUUCGCCAAUCAUUGGUCGGUCAUCAUCUUUGGUUGGUUGCUUUACGGCUUGAUCCUCAUCUGCGAUGGCUUCGUCAUCGUCACUUCUGCCAUGGGCGAUGACUGA